Malassezia restricta is the source of this 600-nucleotide messenger RNA. RefSeq names its product cysteine and glycine-rich protein. The coding region runs from base 1 to 600 and encodes 199 amino acids. Gene Ontology annotation, cellular component: cytoplasm. NCBI's taxonomy places the organism in Eukaryota, Fungi, Basidiomycota, Malasseziomycetes, Malasseziales, Malasseziaceae. Gene Ontology annotation, biological process: actin cytoskeleton organization. The record is from RefSeq and is a predicted model, not a curated record. The transcript is spliced from 3 exons.
AUGUACCACCGCCACUGUCUCAAAUGCGUCGUGUGCCAGCGUCGCUUGGACAGCGUGUCGCUGCUGGAGCAUGACGGCGAACCCUACUGCAGCAAUUGCCAUCGCACGCAUCUUGGUCAGGGCAAAGACAGUUUCGGCACGGCUGUGCCUGUAAAGCCACAGCAUGACCCCUCCACGAAGUCAAGAUCCUUCAAAGCCGUGUCCGAUACAGACUUACAUGGACGCAGACCCCUUCCUAUGGCACCUUCAGGCUCUCAGGAGCCGCUCACCGUUCCGGCGUCGGUGAGUGGGCAGAGUGGCUCUUCCAUCUUUCCGACGCCAGCCUCCACGGCUGGCACGCCUGCUUGUGCACGUUGCCACACACCAGUUUACUUUGCGGAACAAAGGCUGGCGGUAGGUCGUAAAUGGCACCGCGCGUGCUUACGAUGCGAGGGCUGCCGCGCUACGCUGGAUACGAAUCGAGUGGAAGAAGGUCCCAUGGACCUGUGGGAUCAGGGAUGCAUAAAUACCUGGUGUCACAUGUGCUAUUCCAAGAAAUUCGGGCCUAGGGGCAUUGGUGUUGCUGGCAUGUCUUACCCGACCGGAUCGGGCAGGGCCUAA